This is a messenger RNA of Scutellospora calospora, 385 nucleotides long. Lineage: Eukaryota; Fungi; Glomeromycota; Glomeromycetes; Diversisporales; Gigasporaceae. The record is from the annotation of a GenBank genome assembly.
AUGCUCAGUCACCAAUAUGAUUUUAACGUUAAUGAUGCUGGUGAUAUUUACGUUAACUCUCUGGAAAAUAAAAGUAAUCUUAUACUAGCUGAAUCGGACCCGAAUUUGGUUGUUGCGAAGUACGGUGCUGUAGCAUCCGAAAUUGUAAAUUGUUCACAAUAUGUUUUGAAAGAAGGUGGAAAUGCCAUCGACGCGGCGAUAACUAGUAUUAUAUGUGUUGGCGCCAUUAAUACAUUUUCUUCUGGAAUUGGAGGUGGUGGAUUCAUGGUAAUUAGGUUACCAAACGGAUACUCAGAAGUAAUCGACUUUCGGGAAACUGCUCCACUUGCUUCUAAGAAGGAUAUGUUUGUUGAUAAAGAGAUUUUUGCUGCUGCUGGUGGGUUGA